UCAAUCUAGUUCAUCAUGCGCUCCAUAGUCUUUGCCGUUGUGAUCUUCGCCGGAAUCCUGGCCUACAGCAGUGCGGCUCCUCAGCUGAACUUGGCUUGGCUGCAGGGUCUCCUGGCGGAGGCUGGUGAAAGGAACACGACGGUUAAGUUCGGCAACAACACGGUAAUCAUCUCGGGAGUAUCCAAUGCUAAUGCCAAUGCCAACGAGGGGUCUAUUCGUCCAUCUCCGCCAUCGAACCAAAACUAUUACAACUACGGUAACGGAGGCUAUUACGGAGGCUAUCCCUACUACUACUACAAUGGAUACUAUCGCAUGGUCCCCAACGCCGAUGGAGAGAUCGUCGAGGGACCCCAGAACAGCGCAGAGGUAUCCCACGAGAUUUCCCAAGAUCUAAGUGACGACGAAUCUGGCGAGGAUGAAGUCCAGCACAAUGCUGAAGCCGAUCUCUCACAGGACCAGCUCGAUGAGGAGGAAGAGGAGCGGCUCGAUGCCGAAGAGUACGGUGAUGACGAAGAUGAAACUGAGGAGGCUCAUGAGGAGGAGGAUGAGCAGACUGAUCCCGAGGAAGAUGCUGAAGAUCAGGCCCUAGAUGCCUUCGAGAAGGAACUGGCCUCCGAGGAAGCACAAUUAGCUUAAUAGGAAAUAUAGCAAAACUCGAAAACAUUUCAUUGGCAAUGGGUUGUAACAGCAACCUCUAACAUUUAUUUCAUUUCAUAACUUUGCGAUCAUACAAAAUAAAAAGUUUAUACAAAAA
Messenger RNA from Drosophila biarmipes, 754 nucleotides. RefSeq names its product retrotransposon Gag-like protein 5 (gene EAChm). NCBI's taxonomy places the organism in Eukaryota, Metazoa, Arthropoda, Insecta, Diptera, Drosophilidae. The transcript has a single exon. The record is from RefSeq and is a predicted model, not a curated record. The coding region runs from base 16 to 636 and encodes 206 amino acids.